Fusarium vanettenii 77-13-4 is the source of this 1566-nucleotide messenger RNA. RefSeq lists its product as uncharacterized. The record is from RefSeq and is a predicted model, not a curated record. The transcript is spliced from 8 exons. Gene Ontology annotation, cellular component: membrane. Bases 1 to 1566 code for a protein of 521 amino acids. Gene Ontology annotation, biological process: transmembrane transport; carbohydrate transport. Lineage: Eukaryota; Fungi; Ascomycota; Sordariomycetes; Hypocreales; Nectriaceae. Gene Ontology annotation, molecular function: carbohydrate:proton symporter activity.
AUGGCGGCUUCAACAGAGAAGAAGCCCUUUUUUGGGUAUAGAGGAGGAUGGCUCACAUUUUGGAUCACGGUUGCGUGUGCUACGGAUAUGACGCUCUUUGGAUACGAUCAAGGAGUCUUCAGCGGCGUCGUUGUGACAAAGGACUUUCUCGAACUUCACAACCUCGUCGGCCCAUCCAAGACAAACCUCCUAGCCACCGUCACAGCCAUCUACGACAUCGGAUGUUUCGUCGGUGCCAUGAUCGCCUUUACCAUCGGUGAACGGCUUGGCCGCAAAAAGGCCAUCAUCAUGGGGACUGUCAUCAUGUCUGUCGGUACGCUCAUUAAGUGUACUUCGUAUAGUCUUGCGCAGAUGUUUGUUGGGCGUAUUAUCCUCGGAAUUGGGAAUGGUAUCAAUACUGCGACUGCACCUAUCUGGCAGACUGAAACAGCCCAAGCCAAGUGGCGUGGAAAACUCGUCAUCCUAGAGAUGGCAAUGAACAUUGCCGGUUUCUCACUCGUCAACUGGAUCAACUACGGCUUAUCCUUUGUUGAAGGCUCCGUUGCCUGGAGAUUCCCUCUUGCUUUUCAGUUUGUCUUCAUCUUUGUCCUGUUUGGCACCGUUCCAUGGUUGCCUGAAUCUCCUCGUUGGCUCAUUGCUCACGACCGUACUGAUGAAGCCGUCAAAAUUCUCGCUUGUAUCGAGGACAAGGAGGUUACUGACGCGGCUGUCACUGCUCAGCUUCACGAGAUUCAGUUCAGCGUCGACUAUGAACGUGAACACUCUGUUAAAUGGAGCGACAUUUUGUUACGUCGAAACAGAGAUCAGGCCGAUACAAAGACUAUGCGACGUCUUCUUCUUGGAGCCUUUACGCAGUUUAUGCAGCAGUUUGAGGGCAUCAACAUCAUGUCGUACUAUAUGCCUACUGUCCUUAUCAACUCCGUCGGCCUCUCUGAAAGCAUGGCCCGACUCCUCUCCGCCUGCAACUCCCUCUCUUACCUCGCCUUCUCAUCAGCCGCCGUCCUCCUUGUUGAACGCUGGGGCAGAAGAGGACUCAUGCUACUCUCCACAGCCGGACAACUGCUUUCUUUCCUCAUCAUCACCAUAAUGCUCCGCUACGCCGAAGGAGACGGUCCCAACACAGAAUCAUACGCCUCAGCUUCGAUUGCCUUCUUCUUCCUCUUCUUCAUCUCGUUUGGAAUUGGAAUGUUGGGCGUUCCUUGGCUGUAUCCUACCGAGAUCAACUCUCUGCCCAUGAGAACCAAGGGAGCGGCCCUGGCAACUGGAACAAACUGGCAAAUUACUCCUAUUGGUAUUCAGAACCUUGGCUGGCGAUUCUGGAUCGUCUGGACGGUCACAAACGCCUUCUUCCUCCCCGUCAUCUACUUCUUGUACCCCGAAACCUCAAACCGCAAGCUCGAAGACUUGGACGCCUACUUCCGCGAGAACCCAUCCGUCAUUGUCAUCAACGACAAGGACGCCAUCUCGUCCAAGAGACCCCUCAAGUACAUCCAACAGGAGGAGGAAGACAUCCGACGCGAGCAGAGAAGCAUUGGAGAAGCAGUCUUGGAUGAAAAGGCGCUGUAA